AUGUGUCCUAAGGGAACUAAGAGGAGGUCUCGGAAGGCUAAGGAUGGGGCUGGGGUUUCUGGUGCUGGAGAUGCAUCAGUACCUAACCCAAGUGCAGUGUUGACAGUUCCACCUAUGGGUCGGACUGGAGAGGCUGUCCUGACUGAAACCCAAGUUAACCAAACUGAGGUUCAGCUGGACGGAGUGGCAGGACAGCUGGAUGAGACCGGAAGGCAACUGGAGGGAACUGGAAGCCAGCGAGGUGCAGCUAUUGGGCAGCACAGGAAUGAUCAGGAUGGGGAGGCUGAGUCCUCAGAGAUUGGUCAUCGAGCUGAUCCAAACAUCAGGGAUGGUGUACGGACUGGUCCGGGUGAUCAAGGGACUGAACCUUCCAUGCAGGAGAUACUGGCUGCCAUUAGGCUAAUGGGUAGUCAGAUGGUAGCCAUGACUCAGGUGCUCACCCCAGUGGUAAACUCAUCCGUUGGUCAAGCCACACAAGCUCAAGUGGGAGCUGGUGGACGAGUGUUGCCAGUAGCUGAAGUAAUUGAACUGGAUCCACCAUCUGGAUCAGUUAAGAAAGUGGAUUACUUGAAGGUUCUGGAGCACAUAUCACGCCUAGGGACAAAGCACUUUGCUGGAAGUGUUGAUCCCAUGGAGGCUGAUGAAUGGAGAGACCGGUUGGUUAGGAACUUCAAAUCAACCCGGUGCCCUGAGGAGUACCAAAGGGACAUUGCAGUGCACUUCCUAGAAGGUGAUGCACACAAUUGGUGGAUAGCUUUGGACAAACGUACCAAUGGUUCCAUUGAGCGCUUUGCUGACUUCGAAGUGGAGUUUAACCACAAGUACUUUCCUGCUGAGGCAUGGGACCGUUUGGAAGCUAAGUUAUUGGACUUGGUUCAAGGGCGUAGGGCAGUAAGGGAGUACGAGGAAGAGUUCAACAGGCUCAGGCGCUUUGUGGGAAGGGAGUUGGAGGAUGAGGCAGUACAUGUACGAAGGUUCAUCCGCGGCCUUAGGCCUGAACUCAAGACCUACUGCUCAGUCCGGACCUUCUCCAAUGUGACUGAACUGGUGGAGAGGAUGGCUAUGUUGGAGACAAACCUUGCUGAGGAAGCUAAGCACAAAUGUGGUAGAAACCACUAUGGGGAGUGCUGGAGAGCCAUGGGUGCCUGCACUCGUUGUGGUAAGAUGGGACACUUUGCUCGAGAGUGCCCAAAUGUGGGAGGUGACCGGACUUGCCAUACUUGUGGUCUUAAGGGUCAUCUCAAGAAGGACUGUCCAAAGCAAGCUGAUGGACAGAACAAGAACAGGAGUGGGGGUAACAGGCCGGACCAGAACCGGGGUCAAACCUCAACUCCAAGGGUUUAUGAGCUGUCCAAGGAUGUGGAACAGACAGGGCCAUUCAAAGCAAUCACUGUAUACUCUAAGACUGAGGAGGACCAUGAGAAGCAUCUCAGGUUGGUGCUGGGACGGCUAAGGGAGCAGCAACUCUUUGCUAAGUUAAGCAAGUGCAGUUUCUGGCAAAAGAGUAUUGGAUUCCUAGGCCAUGUGGUGUCUAAGGAAGGAGUUUCUGUUGACCAGGAGAAGGUCAAGUGCAUACAAGAGUGGCCAAGACCAAAGAAUGCUACUGAAGUUAGAAGCUUCUUGGGCUGUGUGCUCACACAACAUGGGAAAGUCAUUGCUUAUGCCUCUAGGCAACUGAGGAAGCAUGAGGGCAACUACCCAACUCAUGACCUGGAGAUGGCUGCAAUCCUAACCGACCACAAGAGUCUCAAGUACAUUUUUACUCAGCCUGAGUUAAACUUGAGGCAGAGAAGGUGGAUGGAAUUUGUGGCGGAUUAUGAUCUUGAUAUUGCUUACUAUCCGGGCAAAGCAAAUCUGGUAGCAGAUGCCUUGAGCCGGAGGAGAGCUGAAGUGUCAGCUGAAAGAGAAGCUGAGGUAUUGGAAGGGAUGGUCAGGUCUUUGAAUCUAAACACCUUGGUCAGUGAGGAUGAACCUCUGGGACUAGAGGUUGUGGAUCAGGCUGAUCUCCUGAGUAGAAUCAGACAAGCACAAUGCUUGGAUGAGAAUUUGCAAAAGGUUGCAAGGAAUGACAAGACAGAGUACCAGACGGCCAGCAAUGGUACCAUUUUGGUACAUGGGCGUGUGAGUGUUCCGAGUGACCGGGGACUAAAGGAAGAGAUUAUGAGACAAGCUCAUAAGUCUAAGUUCUCAGUGCACCCGGGGCUGAACAAGAUGUAUAGGGACAUGAAGAGGUAUUACCAUUGGGUGAGGAUGAAAGCAGAUGUGGCCGAGUGGGUGGCUAAGUGUCCAACUUGCCAACUAGUUAAGGCCGAGCAUCAGGUUCCCAGUGGUUUACUUCAGAACCUCCCUAUACCUGAGUGGAAGUGGGAUCACAUCACAAUGGACUUUGUGACUGGGUUCCCGACGACAAGGAGUAAGAAGGAUGCAGUUUGGGUGAUUGUGGACCGACUGACCAAGUCUGCACACUUCUUACCAAUCAAGAAGGGUGAUGGGGUGGAUGAGAUAGUGAAGAUCUACAUUGAUGAGAUAGUGAGGCUGCAUGGAGUGCCAGCCAGUAUAGUCUCUGACAGAGACCCAAGGUUCACCUCUUACUUCUGGAGGGCUUUUCAAAAAGCCUUAGGAACUAGGGUGAACAUGAGUACAUCCUACCAUCCCCAAACAGAUGGACAAUCAGAAAGAACUAUCCAGACACUAGAAGACAUGCUGAGGGCAUGUGUACUGGACUGGGGCGACUCAUGGGAAAAGCAUUUGCCACUGGUGGAGUUUGCAUACAACAACAGCUUCCACACCAGUAUAGGCAUGUCUCCCUAUGAGGCUUUGUAUGGGCGGCCUUGCAGGACACCCUUAUGCUGGACUCAAGUGGGGGAGCGCAGUAUAAUAGGACCUGAGAUUGUGGAGGAGACAACUGAGAAGAUCAAGUUGGUCAAGGAGAAGAUGAAAGAGGCACAAGACCGCCAAAAGAGUUAUGCUGAUAGAAGAAGAAAACAUCUUGAGUUUGAGGUUGGUGAUCUAAUCUCCAAGGUUCCUAGGUCGUUCAGGAUACUUGAAAGAGUUGGGGCAGUGGCCUACAAAUUGGAUUUGCCAUCUGAGAUGGAUGCUUAUCACAAUGUGUUCCAUGUGUCCCAACUAAGGAAGUGUCUGACUGACCAGGACAUUGUGUUGCCUGAGAUUCCAAAAGAUCUUGGUAAGAACCUAACCUUAGAAACAAGGCCGGUUCGGAUCAUAGAUAGAAUGGAAAAGGCAAUGAGGAGAAAGACUGUACCUAUGCUUAAGAUAGUAUGGGAAUUCAAUGGCAAAGACAUUAUCACUUGGGAGACCGAGGCAAGGAUGAAAGCUGAGUAUCCUGAG
Raphanus sativus (radish) is the source of this 3348-nucleotide messenger RNA. RefSeq lists its product as uncharacterized. The transcript has 6 exons. Gene Ontology annotation, biological process: DNA integration. The record is from RefSeq and is a predicted model, not a curated record. Gene Ontology annotation, molecular function: nucleic acid binding; zinc ion binding. The annotation marks the transcript as partial. Lineage: Eukaryota; Viridiplantae; Streptophyta; Magnoliopsida; Brassicales; Brassicaceae.